Molecule: messenger RNA, 1701 nt
Organism: Cottoperca gobio
Lineage: Eukaryota; Metazoa; Chordata; Actinopteri; Perciformes; Bovichtidae
Gene: ankrd10b
Product: ankyrin repeat domain 10b
Exons: 6
Coding region: 223-1269 (348 amino acids)
Molecular function (GO): protein binding
Source: RefSeq, a predicted model, not a curated record
GAAAUCCAGUCCGCAGUUUGCAGCUCACUCGGAGUAUCUCAAGUUUCACUCCGGCGCGUGCUCUGUCCAUUCUGCUUUGUGUUGUCAGGCAGAAAGACAUACCAGGCAGGGUGGCGCGUGUCCUGAAACAGGCACACCAACAACGACCAGAAUCAAACAAUAGAUAGUCUUUUUUGUUGUCUGUUUUGGAGUAGUUAGGUAUUAUUUAUAAUUUGUGCUACAAUGUCGGUGGGUCUGGAGUCUGGAUUCUCGAGUGAGGAGGUCUUAAACAGCCGCUUCCCUCUUCACCGGGCAUGCAGGGAUGGAGAUGUCGGUGCCUUGUGCUCCCUCCUUCAGUGCACCUCAAACCCGGCUGACCUCGCGGUGGAGGACACCUUCUACGGCUGGACGCCUAUACACUGGGCCGCUCAUUUCGGAAAGCUGGAGUGUGUGACACGUCUGGUUCAGGUGGGCUGUGGUGUGAAUGCGGUGACCUCCAGGUUUGCACAGACGCCCACUCACAUUGCUGCCUUUGGGGGCCACCCUGAGUGUUUGUUAUGGCUACUCCAAGCUGGUGCAGAUAUUAACAGACAGGACUAUGUGGGCGAGUCGCCCAUCCACAAGGCUGCUCGUGCAGGCAGUCUGGAGUGUAUCAACACACUCUUGAUUCAUGGAGCGAAAGCUGAUAUGAGGAAUGCCAAUGGGCUGACUGCUGCUGACCUGGCCCACGCCCAGGGAUUCCAGGAGUGCGCUGAGAUUCUCUCCAAUGCCCAGAACUUCCAACAAAACCUGGCUCAGUCCCAUAACGGGGCUUUUCUGAAUGGCACCACCCAGAAUGUGAGCCACGCUCGCCCCAUUAUCCAGGGACGCAGCUUCUUGAAUGGCGUGCCCAACAGAAAGAGGUCGUUCGAUGGCAUGGAAGCAAACCCAGGGAAGAAGGCUAGACCUAACGGUCUGGGCAUGCCACCAGAAUUGCUGAAUGGGAAUGGGCCACUGGGUGGCGCUGGAGAGACCCAGAUGGAAAGCAUGAACAUGGAGUUGGCAGCGACUGUAACCUCAGUGGCAGGUGAGAGACACUGUGAGGAUUUUUUCUCAAAUGGUCAAAAUCAACCACAGCUUCCAUUUGGGUGUGAUCCAGCAGCAGAAAUCAUCCAUGGCCAACUCGUCUACAGUGACUCUUCUGAGAACGGCACUGCAGGCAGCCAGGUGGAGCACCAGAAGUCUGUGAAAGCAGAGCAGUUGUAUGACCAUGCCUUCUUCACCACCAUGCUUCUUUACCAUGGAUCCUAAAGUACAAAAGAUCUAGUUGACAGGCUGUCCUUUUUUUGCUUGAAUGUCAUAUAAACUUAAACAUUUAUUUGCCUUAAAGCCAUUGAGUGGUGCAGUUCAUUGAAUGUUUUUUUUGAAAGGGCAGGCCCAUUGUUGGAUGGACUGAAAUGUGUUACUGCUUGAUUGUUGAUUAAGAAGUGGAUUUUUUUGUUUGUGUUGUUAAAGAGAAAGUGUUUGUUAGUUUAUUAUAAAGUUUAAUUCAGCUGUAAAUAGCCUUGUUCUGAUAUACAUUAAACUAAUCAUCUGUAUUGAACCACUGCCAAUACUUACAUUUUGUUUCUGUCUCAACUGGAUGUGGGGCAUCCCUACCUGUUGAUGUUAAUAAAAACAACAAUCCAAGUACAUCCCAUGUUACUCAAAAAUAAUAAUAAAUUUCUUUUUGCAAAAGUUAAA